AUGGACAGAAACAAUUCUCGCAGACAAGUUGCUGCAAUGAAACAGUCACUGUUUGAUCAGGGACUUCUCGAUGAACAAUUUAUUCAACUUGAAGAAUUGCAAGAUGAUGCUAAUCCUAAUUUUGUUGAGGAAAUUGUCACUCUUUACUACCGCGAUUCAUCCAGGCUUAUCUCUAACUUAGAACAGACACUGGAGAGGAAUCCAUUGGAUUUCAACAAGCUGGACACAAUCAUGCAUCAGUUUAAAGGAAGCAGCUCAAGCAUUGGGGCUAAAAAGGUGAAAGCAGAAUCGACACUAAUUAGAGAAUAUUGCAGAACAGGAAAUGCAGAAGGGUGUAGAAAGAGCUAUCAACAAAUGAAGAAAGAAUAUGUAGCAUUGAGAAAGAAACUUGAAAAUUAUUUUCAACUAGCUAGGCAAGCUGGGCCUCUUGAAAGAGCAUGUCGUCCAAAGUAA
Lathyrus sativus (Indian pea) is the source of this 453-nucleotide messenger RNA. The record is from the annotation of a GenBank genome assembly. NCBI's taxonomy places the organism in Eukaryota, Viridiplantae, Streptophyta, Magnoliopsida, Fabales, Fabaceae.